AUGAAUGACGUGCAACGAAAGGAACUAAACAUCGGCCAGCUGGACCGGAAACGCCCUACUAUUCUGCCGGAAUUCAUGGCGUCUCACCGCCUCCGCACCGCGGUGAACCGGAUGGCCUUGCCGCCUCGCCUGCCCAGUUCAGGACAUGUUUCGGUUCAACUCGCCCCUCCGUGGCCUUUUAAUGCUCAGGAUACUGCUCUAAUCUGUGCUGGCUAUCACCCUGCUUAUACCCCUGAGCAAACGCCGCUGCCCGAAGCCAACAACCGCGGCCUCGACACUGCAGAGUCCUCGGCCCAGGAAGAUUCCCAGAACACGAAGAACAACAGCAAGAACAAGAACGACAAGAAGAGUCAUAAGAAGAAGGAAGGGAAUCCCACCAAGAUGGCUGAGCCCAGAGCUCGCGCGGCCCGGCAUAAGGGGCAGAUGAACUUUUCAUCGGAACUCCGUCUACUCCUACUCGCCUACGGAGACCCCAGUCCCCAUCCAUCCUUUCCCUCGGAACCUCUUCCCGAAACAGUUCGCGUCCUCGAUGAGAUCGUAACCGACUUCAUCCUCGAAAUGUGCCACGGCGCAGCGCAGUACGCGAGCUACUCGCGUCGACAGAAAAUCAAGGUUGACGACUUCCGAUUUGCGCUGCGUCGCGACCCGAACAAGCUGGGUCGUGUGCAGGAGCUGCUGCGCAUGGAGCGCGAGCUGAAGGAGGCGCGUAAGGCGUUCGAUCAGAAUGAUGACCAGGUCGGGAACCUCAAGGAUGCGGGUAAGAAGGGUCUGGAGGAGUUGGGAGAGGGUGCGGAUGGGAAGAAGAGUAAGGGGAAAGGGAAAAGAGGCGCCAGACGGGACUCUGAUGCUACGGAGGAUACGGCGCCGCCGAAGAAGAGAAAGGUUGCUGGCUGA
Messenger RNA from Aspergillus affinis, 894 nucleotides. RefSeq names its product putative transcription initiation factor TFIID subunit 13. Gene Ontology annotation, biological process: RNA polymerase II preinitiation complex assembly; transcription by RNA polymerase II. Lineage: Eukaryota; Fungi; Ascomycota; Eurotiomycetes; Eurotiales; Aspergillaceae. The coding region runs from base 1 to 894 and encodes 297 amino acids. Gene Ontology annotation, molecular function: protein heterodimerization activity. The record is from RefSeq and is a predicted model, not a curated record. The transcript has 2 exons. Gene Ontology annotation, cellular component: transcription factor TFIID complex.